GUUUCUGGCUGGCUGAGCGUCCAUUUUAUUUCGAACUGUCGAGCCGUGCGCGUUUAAAUUUGUGACUGGGCUGCUCCUUCCUAGAGAGGGUGACUUGUUGCGUCUGCGGUUUGGGCUCAACUUGAGAAAAGUGCAUUAGAAACGCAGAGGUGCGCUUCCCUAUUUUAGAAGCAGUGGAUUGAUAACAGUGGAUCAUACAAUGUAGACGACGUGCGCGUUAAUAAGUCGUGUAAAUAGCUGAAUUUUAAAAGUGCCAUUUGUGUGAAUAAGAGUACAGCAGCGCCACGGUUGUUCUGUUGGACAACGUGAGUCGUAGGUGUGGAAUUUUGCCUUAUGCGCGGCUUGUUCAACCAGUUUUCCUGCUGCGAGUAUUGGAAAGCUUUGGCAUUCCAGCAACAACGUUGGCCAAACCCUUUAUUUCAGCACGAAUGAGUGUGCGGCGGAGUUCUGUGCAGUGUCGUGAGUGAGUGCGUCUCGUCCCGCAAUAAGUACGUUCGAGCAAUAAUUUAAAAUUCCGUGUUCGAUUUCGCAGAACGUAAAGAAAUUUUAUCGCUCGUUGGCUUUUCGCACAGGUACAGGCAUCCAAGAAGGUCUCAUCAUCUUUGCUUGCGCCUUAGCCAGAGCCUACUUGGUGUAUUUGUGUGAAUGUUUGAUAAUUCGUUGUGCGCCGAAGGAAACGAAAGAAGAGGCGAGAGAUGAAAAUGUUGCGCUGAAGAAUAAAUUACCAAUUCAAGGUUUUGGAAACACUUUUGCUUUGGUCAUCGUUCUGUGAAGGAAAAAAAAAUAUGUUGGAAUUUAAAUCCGUCCCCGCGUAGCAAUAGUGUAUGCUGAGAGUGAGUGAGAGCGUGAGGCGAGUAGGAGCUGGUUUAGCUCGCCACACAAACACACAGUCGAAAUACGACACCCAGCAUAACAUCAGCAGUUUAUCGAGUCCCCUUGCCAUAUCACAUCCUUCAAUCUCGUUUCGAGCCGUGAGUGAAACUAAACCAGUGUGUUAAUCAGGAACGAAGAAGAGCAUGUUUCCAGUGUUUGGAUUGUGAGUCAAGCCAAUCGAAAAUAAAAAUCAAAAUUGCAAACAACGCAUAGCAGUCGGAUGAUGUGCACUCUUCGUCGUUGUUGGUUGGCUUGGUUACUCGUGUGAUUUCAAUGCGCGUAUGGUUGCUGUGAUUGGAACCCCGCCCGCUAGUGCUUAAUUACAUUUGCCAUUGUUGUGCACUAUUGUGUUUGCGCUGCACGCUGGAAUGUUAAUAGGCGAUCAAACCUGAUCGAUGUGCUGUGAUAACCUGUUCCAUUGUUAAAUGGAUUACCGAAAUAUUUGGCGCUGCUUUUGAAUCUUACCACCAUGGAUAUGAUUGGAGCUACCAAUGGAACGCAGCUACCCAACAACCACUUUCACAAUGAUCCUCAGAGCGAACGGACGUCAUGGGACUACAGCACUGUCCAGCUGUCACGGGUAAUGGGCUAUGGAUUCGGAAUAGCGGUGUCCGGUGGGCGAGACAAUCCACACUUUGCCAAUGGCGACCCAUCGAUAGCGGUGAGCGACGUGCUCAAGCAUGGUCCAGCGGAGGGACAACUACAGGUUAACGAUCGGAUUAUUUCGGUCGACGGUAUCUCGCUGGAGAAUGUCGAGUACGCGACGGCCGUGCAAGUGCUGCGAGACAGUGGUUGCACGGUGACGUUGGUGGUGAAGCGACGCGUUCCGAAUCAUAGUCUAAUGCAAUCUACGGGCGGCAACGUCGGUAUGCCCAGCGGUGGCGUCGGCGGCAACACUCAUCAGCAUCAGCAUCAGCACAGCCUCAGCUCCACCGGACUUGGGCUGGGCGCGUUAGGAAAUAAUGGAUCUCAGCAGCAAAUCAAAGUGAUUGUUACGAAAGCGAGCAAGAAAGAUGAUUUCGGCAUCGUUUUAGGAUGUAGAUUAUUUAUUAAGGAAAUUUCGUCCAAGACGAAAGAUCAACUAGCUGCCAACGGUUAUUCGCUGCAAGAAGGUGACCUUGUAACAAGGAUACAUAAUACCAACUGCAACGACUCGAUGAGUUUAAAGGAAGCGAAAAAGAUCAUCGACGGUUGCAAGGAACGAUUAACACUGGCCGUACUGCGGGACUCUACCAGUGCCACGCUGAACGCUGGCCUCGGCGGUGGCACCAGUUCCGGCAUGCAAUCGCCAGUCUAUUCCCACACGGCUCAAGUCUCGAACUGUAGCAAUAUGGACGAGAAUUACCUUAACGGAACGGGCGGAGGCUACUCCGGACAGAACCUGUACGUUCAACCACCGACCCGGCCAUCAGCGAUGAGUACGUUACUAGUAGAUGAUAAAAGCAACCUGACGCCACGCGGGAGAUCACGAGGUCCACUAACAGAUAUUUCUUUACAACAAUUAGACAGACCCAGUACGCCUCCAGGGGCAACGAGUAGCCGAGUGGGCGACGGAACAACCAGUGGUGGUGGACAUAGUCGAUCGCGUAGUACCGUUGAUGAACCACCACGACCUCCUCCGCCACGAGGUGAGGACUUUUACAGUACGAGGCGGCCGUUACACGACGAGAAACCCACCUCGGAGCCUCGAUACAUCACAUUCCAGAAAGAAGGCUCCGUCGGCAUCCGGUUAUCGGGAGGUAAUGAAGUGGGUAUUUUUGUCACCGCUGUGCAGCAAAAUAGUCCAGCAGCUGCACAAGGGCUGGUACCUGGUGAUAAAAUUAUUAAAGUAAACGAUAUGGACAUGAACGGAGUUACCAGAGAAGAGGCAGUUCUCUAUCUGCUUAGUUUACAAGAUCGUAUCGAUCUGAUUGUACAGUACUGUAAGGACGAAUAUGACAAUAUCACCGCCCAACAAAGAGGAGAUUCCUUCCACAUUAAGACUCAUUUCCACUGCGAGAACCCCUCAAAGGGUGAACUCUCGUUCAAGGCAGGUGACGUGUUCCGGGUGAUAGACACCUUGUAUAACGGAGUAGUCGGUGCGUGGCAGGUUCUACGCAUCGGGCAUGGCCAUCAAGAACUACAACGUGGCGUAAUCCCUAACAAAGCACGCGCUGAAGAACUGGCAACAGCGCAGUUCAAUGCUACAAAGAAAGAGAUGAACGCCUCCGAAUCCAGAGUUAGCUUCUUCCGGAGACGGAGAUCCACACAUCGUCGGUCUAAGUCACUGUCCAGGGAAAACUGGGAUGACGUUGUAUUCUCGGAUUCCAUCUCCAAGUUCCCUGCGUAUGAGCGAGUAGUGCUGCGACAUCCGGGCUUCGUGCGACCGGUGGUGCUCUUCGGUCCAGUAUCAGAUAUAGCUCGAGAACGACUUGUUAAGGACUUUUCCGAUAAAUACACAGCACCUUUACAAGACGACGAUAAAGGCUCGUCUAAAUGUGGCGGUAUUGUGCGGCUGUCAAAUAUUCGUGAUAUCAUGGAUCGUGGCAAACAUGCGCUCCUGGACAUCACACCGAACGCCGUAGAUCGUCUGAACUACGCACAAUUCUAUCCGAUAGUAAUAUUCCUGAAAGCGGAUACCAAACACAAUAUCAAACAGCUGCGGCAAGGUUUGCCAAAAUCGCAGCACAAGAGCAGUAAAAAGCUAUUUGAACAGUGCCAAAAAUUGGAGCGCCUGUGGUCGCACGUAUUCAGCACCAUCAUCAAUCUGAACGAUCCGGACACGUGGUACCGGAAGUUGCGGGAUUCUAUUGACCAGCAGCAGAGCGGGGCCGUUUGGAUGUCGGAGACGAAGCCCGUAGAGUCCCUGUCCGAUGAUUUCCUCUUCCCCAUGACCACCUCUCGACUGUCCUACGCCUCGAGUCCGGAAUCGGACCUGGAACUGAGCCCGGGCCCGUCGGCCUCGCUAUCAUUAGGCAACUUACCGCAAUUGGUGAAGUCAAGCUCUGACCCUUCGAUCGCCACUAAUCAGGAUAACUUGGAUAGGGAUAGAGAACUCGGUGACGGAAUGCCACCACCAUACACGAAUCCGUAUGAUCAUUCGGCUCAUCCGCGGCGAAUGACCGUUGAUAACAAAUAUGGAUUCUCUGCAAAGGGUAACAUUGGUGCCCCUCUACCACCAGAAGAUGCCAUAUAUGGUUCCUCAAGGCCACCUCCGCCCAUACAGCACAAUAACAGCUCCGGGACGAAUCACUUCGGACCAGUUCCAGAUCUACCACCUCGGAUAGACCGCGCCUCCAAACCUCCCAACACUACAACAACGAGCACACCGGCUUCGUCGCUUCCGUCCCGGAACUCCAGUACCGGUGGAACCCUUGGUCGAUCGGCCCAGGAACGGCUGUUCGGUAACAAGGCAUCCACCGACAAUCUGGACCAAUCGGCCGAUGAUUACGCCACUAGGAGCCAGAUGCUUGGACCUACCCCCGAAAAACGGGGAACCGUUACCAAUGGUUUAAGCUCUUUAGAACGAGCCCAAAAUUCAUCGCUGGAUCGAAACCGAACCGGUCAACCUCCGCCACCGGGAAAUCCAACGACGCCGAACAAAGCGAACGGAUCGUACGAUAGCGUGUCGAGCUAUGAUUCAUACAACGCUACCCAACUUACGGCGCAGAAUAUGAGGUUAGGACCCAAUGCGCCCGAUGAUCUUAAAUCGGUGCCGAAUGCGCGGAAUGGCAACGGUUUGACACCGAACCAGUCCAACGUAUCGGACUUCAACCGAAGUUCGGGAAGUAACGAUCUUCUGAUGACACCGCCCAGAAGUGGACACAUGCAUCCUGAUAGGAAUAAUUUCAACGGUGCGCAUGAUCCGCUGACACCAAGGAAUUCAGGAGAACGUGGUGGCAUGAACAUUCCCCAGCGGCCAUCUAACUUGGCUCUUGAAAGUCCGAGGAAACAUAUCAUCGAAACCAAAACUGAUUACGGAAAAUACAGCCGCAACAACUCGGCCUCCCAGGCGGACUACUCCAAGCCGAAUAAGGUCCCACCGCCUAUGCUGGGGACACCUCCGGCAAACGGAAACAACGGAAUGCCAUUCAAACCAGUGCCACCACCCAAACCGAAAAACUACCGGCCACCGAUCGGAGGAGGCAGCAACGGAGGACCCGGAAACGGUCCGAUGGGAACCGGUCAAUGGGAAAACGGGGAACCAAUAUCCCCACGAUCACCGAAUGGAUUCUACUAUCCACCGAUGUCGACACACUACCAGCAAGGCGUGGCUCAUAACGUGCCAAGCUCACCCAACAAUAAUCACAUGAUGCCCGGUGGCAAUCACCAUCCGUCGCAAAUGCAUCCCUACAGUGGCCAAUACGGCGGAAAUGCCUACAAUGGAUACAAUGGUACAAAUAGUGGCAGCAACGGUGCAGCGCAGGCACACUACAUGGGUAAUUCUUCCGGCCGCGACAUGGGAAUGGGUCAUAACAAUGGUUAUAACAAUAACGCACAUCAUCCUUACGGGAAUAACUACAUGCAUAGAGGUAGCGGGGGCCCCAAUCACGGCAUAGGAAACAUUCCAUCUAUGCACCCGUCGGAACGACAUCCGCUAGAUUUGGCCGGCAGUCGGGAACAGCGCGGAUCGGCAUUCGAGUUAUACCGAAAACCCCAACUUGGUACCGCUGGGCACCAUCAUAACAUACGCGAAAUGGAGCCAAUGAUGUCGAUACACGAAUUCAAUCAACAUCAGCAGAAUCUAAUGUACCAAGAACGUCUUCGUCAGCAGCAGCAGCAGCCUCUUCCUCCAAUACCCGGAUCAUCUGGUUACGAUCCGUACAAUAACAGAAAUAUGCUUCCACCGGAUCUCCCCGCCAAACCUCCGAAAAAGAACAUCCUGAAAUCGCCGCUGAAAGCGAUCAAAAACGUAUUUAUCAAAUCCACUAGACCUUUGCGCAGGCAAGUCAGUCUCGCAGAAGCUGAUAAAAAGCUACGACCCAUUUUGAAACGCCAACAUUCCAUGAUGGAGCCACGUUCCACGCGUAUGAUGGAUACGCGUUUCCAAGAACCUCCAUACGAUCCCCGUCAAUACUACGCACAACAAUACUAUAACGAUCCGAGGCAACAGAUGUCGCCUCCACCACAUCAUAUGAUAGGAUAUCAAAGGCAUGAACCUUACUAUCCUAAAGACCCUAAUAGCACUUACCAAAACCUCGAAACCGAAUCCAUUUAUGACAGCUAUGGGGCUGGUGGAUACUACGAUCGCGAGCAGGAGAAUCUGUACGCCAAUCGAGCAUUCAUAGAAUUGGAACGUUCGCGGCCAGGUCUAAUGCCAGGCUCUGGGUCUAACACUACAGGUCGAAGAAUAGUUCGGCGUCAUAGUAUGGCCGAUCGAAGUGUUCCUUCACCAAGCUUUAGCAACCUGAACCGAAGAAGGAUGGGAUCUGAUCGAUACCGCGUAGAGAUGAAUACCUCAUUGAACGAUGAGUCCAUCUACCAGAGUAAGAGCGGGUCGUACAUGUAUGAUGAAGCCCGGGAACAUGUCCGCCGUUCCACGGAUGAUCCCGUCUACCAAAGUAGGAAGGAGAUGCAUAGAGAUCAUCUGUAUCAGAGCAAGAAGCAAAUGCAAGAUCGUAUUCAACAAAGUCGCUUAGAAAUGAUACAGAACCAGCACCAUGACCGUAGUAACUCUCCAAGCACAUCAAGUCGCGUAAAAGAAGCUACUGAAUCUAGUUCAAGUUCUCCCAAUUCUCCAGCCAGUUCUACAUAUUCCACACGGAAAGAAAUGAAAGAAAAGGGAAUUAAACCUCGCACUCAACUCCGUGACCAAAUUUACCAGUCUCGAAGAGAGGCCAUGGAGUCUAUGGCAGAACCGGAGUAUGUCUCUAGAAGGGAACUCAAACAUGAGCCUAUCUAUGAAUCAAAGAACGAAGUUGAUGCAGCAUCUUCCCUCGAUUUAAGUAGUUUGCAAAUAAAUGAAAACAAAGAAGAAAACAGCGCUGAAGAUGAGUCGGUCAACAAAACUGUCGUUUAUCAACCAGAACAAGCGGAGAACUUCGAAAAAUCUUCCGAUAACGAUGAAACUACCAAAGCUCCUCUGGCAAUAUCCGAAGACGAUGACGAAGACGAAACACUCACACGAACCAACGAAUCGGACCUUCAGAAAGUGGCAGCCGCCACGAGCCAGAUCCAGGUCACUUCUCCCACCAGCACUCGUUCCUCACAUAUUUCUAACUUUCUUAAGCGAACGGCUCCUCCCCUGGCCCCUCCGGCAUUUCAACCACCUCCACCCCCCACAGCCAAUAUCUCCCCUUCGAAUCCUACUACCAGUCCCACAGCGAAAGACCAGCCCAUUCCGCCAGAAAUGUAUGCCAGUCGCACCUCAAUCGAAACUCAGUACACCUCGCAGAUGAGUCUUCCGAUCGGGCCGCCGAAUGCCCACAGUACACCGUUUGCCAGCGAGAUGUCCCUGGGAUUGCCGCCACCGCGGCAACCAAUUACCCGAAAGGGCAUAUUCGACGCCACCGGUGGCACGCUAGCCGACCCGAUUUGGAACGUAUCGCUGCAGAUUCCGCCUGGGGCGAUUGCGCCCGGCGUCAAGCAGGAGAUCUACUUCACCGUUACCGAUCCACGGCUCAGCGAAAGCGUUGGAGGACCUCCGUUGGACAUGGAAAACGGUGAAACGAUGCUUUCGCCUCUCGUUAUGUGCGGUCCCCAGGGAACGGAAUUCCUGCAGCCGGUGACGCUAAACAUUCCGCACUGCGCCGGCCGGACACCAUCGCUCGGAAUAUCGCUCAAGGCCACCGACAGCGAGAAGAACAUCCAAACCGAUUGGGACAACAUCGAGCUGCCGAGCAAUGCCGCAGCGCACACCGUCUCAGUCAAGGUGGACCAUUUCUGAACAGGUUUGAAAUAGAUUCCACGGCGUGAACACGUUUAGAGUAGGACAAAUUGUACAGCAAAGUUAUCAUUUCCCGAUUGUAUAGCAAGACAAACAUUUUAAGUAUGUGCCUUUAUUAUUUUACUUAAUGUAAACAGAUUUUUAUGCAGCUUAUCAAAAUUUUGGUAUAUCUAGCUAUAAUUAAAAGCUUUGCAUAAACUGUACCAAUUGCCAUCAGACCAGUAUGACGUUAUUUUAGCAAUUAAAAUUUACAAUUUUGUCACAGCAUAAAUCAUGAACAUUGCCAUUGCUUAUCAAGCUUGUAUAUAGAAAAUAAUCCUUACAUCUAUAGCUUAUUCGACACAUGCGUUAGUUUGAAUUCAGGGCUUAAUCGCGGAUACUCGAAUUAUUUGAUACGGCUUGUUUAGGGCUUUAUGCACAUACAUAUAAUAAUUAUGAUUUGUUAUUGUAAAAAAUUAAAGAUAAACCCCUAUAUAUUUUAUACAUAUAUAUAAAGCAUGCCCUAGGGUGUAGGAAAAGUUUCGAAAAUAGUAACGCAAUAUAUAAUUGUAAAUGUCUUCUUCAAAUCGCUGCAAACGUGUUAAAUAAAAUUAUUUUCAAAGAAAA
Molecule: messenger RNA, 8344 nt
Organism: Armigeres subalbatus
Lineage: Eukaryota; Metazoa; Arthropoda; Insecta; Diptera; Culicidae
Gene: pyd
Product: tight junction protein ZO-1
Exons: 14
Coding region: 1343-7738 (2131 amino acids)
Biological process (GO): regulation of apoptotic process; protein localization to cell-cell junction; cell-cell junction organization
Cellular component (GO): bicellular tight junction; plasma membrane
Molecular function (GO): cell adhesion molecule binding
Source: RefSeq, a predicted model, not a curated record